AAGGUUUAUUAUUUUCCUCCCUCCCUUCGAAAUGGACCACGAUACGUACCUAAGGUACCUAAUUACCUACGACCCCGCGAUCCAGCGACGACGAGGUUGUUAUACUCGACGUUUAUUGUUUAUCGUUUAUUCGGCAAUUCAUUAGACAUGGAGUAGCACCAGCAAGUCUUGAAAAAUUCCCUAGGUACCUAGUAACUCUAUUUGAAAAUGUCAUCGUCCUGUAAAUCCUGUAAAUCUAGCCUUCGUCCUCGAAAUGCCACGAACCCCAGCGCAUCGGUUACCAGGUGUCUCGAGAAUCUAUCCCUGGCCCAAGGAAGAGUCUCUUCUUGAACGAAAGAAGAAUCCAAACCUUCCUCGGUUCGAAGUGUCCGAGCUACUCCUCAAUCUCGAUGCCGAGGACAACCCCUAUGUGCGCCCCUUUAAUGAAGAUAUCGAUGGCACAACGAGAACCCCCAAGGAGCAGCGGCAGUAUGAGAUCCGACCCGUCCGGAAACUAGCCGACCGGCUACAGAACCUGUCGAAGAAAUAUGAGCGCCAAUUCGCGGAGACGGCGUCGAGGAAGUUCAGCGCAUGGCGCAUAACUAAUUAUGACAUACUUUCCGUCGCGCUCCGCAACCCGCCCAAGAAGAAACCAAGCCUUUAUGACGAGUACGUUAUGAACAAGAAAAACGUCUUCUUCGACAAGAAUGGGAUACCGUACAACGUGCUCGACAGCCCGUCCAAGACCAUCGCGUACAUGCUCCACCGCCAGAAGAUAGCCAACCGCGUAGAGCCGACCCGCGACGAUCUGAAGAAGUUCCAAGAGGCAAUUGAUUUUUGUAGCCAGUUACACGGGAUGGAAAGGCUUUUCAUGGACGUCAUCCGAACUCCCGUGGGCCGCUGGCUCGUUGCGAAUAGCGCCGACGCUUUCGCGAGGGCGUGUGCGAGAGUGGUCAGGAUAACGCGGCCGGACGCGAUGCUCACGUUUCUUAAUAAUUUGAUAAUGCUUCUCGAGCAAGAGAAGGCGGAAGUUCCGCCCCUGCUGUUGGACUGCGCCAUCACCACGUCGAUGCAGCUCGGCGUCUUCGAGGCGGCUCAGAAAUAUAUGGGAAUGGCUCUUGGCAGGAGUGCGAGCUUAGACAGGGAGCAAGUGGUCACCAUUCUCCAAGUUUUGCACGGAUCAAUAACUCCGCCUACCACGGAUGCUGGGCCGCGUAUCCAAAGAGACCCUACGUAUCCUCUGUUAGCGAUAUACAGCUUGCUAACAGGUCGAGCGAUGGGAGAAAGGGAAAUACAACCGUCGCUGGGAGACUUUAUGAGCGACAGCACCCUAUGGGACGCCUGUCAUAAGCAAUACCUCCUCUGUCUUGCCCGUCUGGGAGCGUUCCGAGCAAUGUGGCAUAUCUGGCUCGCGCACCCCAGGCCUCUAAUCGGGCAGACCUCCAAGGCCGAAGUCUUCGCCGAAGCCAUCAACAAAGCCCUGUCAGUUAACUGCCAUCUUGCCAAAUUGUCGCUAGCGCCUAGCUUUACGCGUGUUGGCCAGACAUACGCCGACCACUACCAGUUCGACAUGAGAGUCAUCCUAGAAUUGACGGAAGUCUUUACGAUGCCACCACAACCCACGAAUGAAGAAUUGCGUGAGGAAAGCGAGCGAUUUCCCCCACUUAGCAGCAGAGACAUCGAGGUGAGCUUUGGGAACGGAGAGAUUGGUCAAUCAAUGCUAUCUCUACAAGGUUUACUAUCUAGUCGGAUUCCGGCUGGCGUCGAUGAUGCGGGUUCUAAACCUACCUAAGGUACCUAACCUAAGGUAGUGAGGAUAUCAAUACAAAGUUAGCUCCAACGCUGGAUAGAACUUAAAACUAGAGACCCAUAAAUCGUUGAUAGAUAGAUCAUUGCGGUAUUACUGCUGGGAUUGUGUAGGUAGCUAAUAUAUUCAUCAAGAUACCUCUCUUGCAGUUUGAGAUAACUUUCCAGCGCAUGAUGAGUAUGACAGGAUGAG
Molecule: messenger RNA, 1978 nt
Organism: Daldinia caldariorum
Lineage: Eukaryota; Fungi; Ascomycota; Sordariomycetes; Xylariales; Hypoxylaceae
Exons: 1
Coding region: 254-1771 (505 amino acids)
Source: RefSeq, a predicted model, not a curated record